Molecule: messenger RNA, 1553 nt
Organism: Lutzomyia longipalpis
Lineage: Eukaryota; Metazoa; Arthropoda; Insecta; Diptera; Psychodidae
Product: WW domain-binding protein 4
Exons: 5
Coding region: 437-1510 (357 amino acids)
Biological process (GO): mRNA splicing, via spliceosome
Cellular component (GO): nucleus; precatalytic spliceosome
Molecular function (GO): RNA binding; zinc ion binding; protein binding
Source: RefSeq, a predicted model, not a curated record
GUUUUACUUAUUUUCCAUAUUUUUCUUUGUCUUUUUUUUUUCUCGUUUUCUCCUCUAUGUUCUAACAAUUUUUGAGUAUUCAAGCAUUUAUUAUUUUUGUUAAAAAGUUAAGACUGAAGUUUACUUCAUAAAACAUAUCAGUUUUUAUAAUUUUUAAUUUUUAUACUCACGAUUUUAUUUUCUAAAUUUUUUAUCUAUUUUUAUGUAAAUAAAAAAAAUCUGAAUGAUUUUUCAUAAAAAAAUGAUGGAAAAUCACAAAAAAGUCCCCAACAACAACCCCUUACAUAACAUGUAUUUGGUAAGUGAAUACUAUCCCACCGGGCUCUGAAGUUGCAGAUGUCGAAGAAAAAUCAAAACAAAUCGUGAGAAUUCUGUGAAAAUUGUGAAAAAAGUGAAGAAUCUCUGUUAAUCUGUGGAAUUUGUGAACACAACAAUUAUGGCUGACUACUGGAAGUCCAAUGAGAGGAAAUUCUGUGAUUUCUGCAAGUGCUGGAUUGCAGACAAUAAGCCCAGUAUCCAAUUUCAUGAGAAUGGGCGCCGACAUAAGGCAAAUGUGGAGAAGAGAAUAUCGGAUAUUAGCAAGAAGGCGGCAAAAGAUGAGAAGAGUCGCAAAAAGAUGGAUAUUGAGCUGAAGAAGAUGGAAGAAGCAGCUAUGGCGGCGUAUGCACAGGAUAUCAGCAGGAAUGCAGAUAUGACGUCACAGAACAUCAAUAGAACCCUAAAGGAAGCUGGUCUCGAUGCGGAGAGUAUAGCCGUUCCGGGAACAUCCGCAGCAGCCACGGAAGAAAUGCCAAGAGUACGCAUGAAGCCCGUUGAUCCCCUCCUACCGCCUGUGGAUGUACAAGAGAUGGCCUUCAUGAAUGCCCAGAGAGCUGCAGCAGCAGCAAAUGAUGGGGAUACAAUUGUGCCAAAAGAUCCCACACUGUGGUGCGAGGCAAAAUCCCCCGAAGGCUACACAUACUACUGGAAUGUGAAGACAAAUGAAUCCAUUUGGGAGGCACCAAAAGAGGGAUAUCUGUCCCUGGAGGAGUACAAUAAAAUCAAUGCGGAGGCAACGAAGCAGCAGGAAAUGUUGGCGGUUAGAGAGACGAAAGAUUUCGUCGCGUCGGCGGAAGAGUUUGUUGCCAAGAACAAACGAGAGCGCCUCAAAGAACGUCGUGUGAAGAAUGAUGGUGAUAGUAUCAAGGACAAAUGGGCACAGCAGGAGGAUUAUCAAGCUGUAGAUUGUUUCGUUUCCGCCACUGCUGGCCCCUAUGGCAAAUGGGAGACUGUUACACCAAAAGAAGAGAAAUUCACAGAUCUGCAGCUGCCGAAAGUGAGGUACACACCUGCCUAUGGUCCCCCUGUUAUUGAUCCUACACCACAGAAUGUUGAGCCAAUGAGGAAUUUCAAGGAGAAGGAAUUAAAGUUGGAUGAUGCCACCGCCUCGAGUACUCCGGGAGUCUUCAAGAAGCGCAAAAUUCAGCCGAUGAAUAAGAAAAAUGCCCGUCAGAGAUUAAAUGAUGAUUAGACAUCAGAAUAAGAGAAAAAAAAUACAAAAAUUAAGAAUAUAA